Molecule: messenger RNA, 1469 nt
Organism: Helicoverpa armigera (cotton bollworm)
Lineage: Eukaryota; Metazoa; Arthropoda; Insecta; Lepidoptera; Noctuidae
Product: DDB1- and CUL4-associated factor 13
Exons: 5
Coding region: 100-1443 (447 amino acids)
Biological process (GO): maturation of SSU-rRNA from tricistronic rRNA transcript (SSU-rRNA, 5.8S rRNA, LSU-rRNA)
Cellular component (GO): nucleolus; small-subunit processome
Molecular function (GO): protein binding
Source: RefSeq, a predicted model, not a curated record
AUUUUUUGGCUUUCGAGGUUAUGUUUUGGUUGUGCAUGUUGUAGAAAUAUAUUUCGGAUUAUAAGAAUAAAGUUUGCAAUUUAAUUUAGAACGAUCAACAUGUCGAAGAUGAAAAUAAAAGUUAUUAGCCGCAAUCCGGAUGAGUAUUUGCGCGCCACAAAACGCGAUAUCCACAAACUACCUCGAAAUUAUGACCCAAGUUUGCAUCCUUUAGAAGCGCCACGUGAAUAUGUGCGCGCAAUGAAUGCAGUUAAACUUGAAAGAGUAUUUGCUAAGCCUUUUAUCGGAAACCUUGACGGGCAUAAAGACGGUGUUUCCAGUAUCGCCAAACACCCGAGCAAGUUAGCAGUCUUGGCUAGUGGAGCUUUUGAUGGUGAAAUUCGCUUGUGGGAUCUAGCUGUAAGGAAAUGUACUAGAAACUUUGUGGCACACGAAGGGUGGGUGCGCGCUCUGUGUUACACACCAAAGGGUGAUACAUUCACUAGUGUUGGUGAUGAUAAGACUAUUAAAACAUGGAAGUCUGAAGUCCAAUCCCCUGAUGAUGAGGAACCUAUAAACACUUUGCUCAGUAUGUCUGUAGUCACAGGAGUUACACAUCACAGAAAUAAACCACUAUUUGCAACAUGUGGUGAACAUUGUCAGCUAUGGGAGAAUACACGUAAUGAGCCUGUGAAAGUUUUCAAAUGGGGAGUGGACAGUCUUCACCAUGUUUCUUUUAACCAGGUAGAACAUAACUUGUUAGCAUCAUGUGCCAGUGACAGAAGUGUAAUUCUAUAUGACUGUCGUGAAUCAGGACCUUUGAGGAAGGUUGUCAUGGAACUGAGGUCCAAUGCCUUGUCAUGGAAUCCAAUGGAAGCCUUUAUAUUCACUGUUGCUAAUGAAGAUUACAAUCUAUACACAUUUGAUGUACGGAAACUCAAACAACCAGUGAACAUUCACAUGGGACACACAUCAGCUGUAAUAGAUGUUGACUAUGCCCCAACCGGGCGAGAGUUUGUAGCUGGCAGUUAUGAUAAAACUGUACGAAUCUUUGAGAGUCUGAAAGGAAACUCCAGAGAUGUUUACCAUACUAAAAGAAUGCAAAGACUGACUUGUGUAAAAUGGACAUUGGACAACAAAUACAUACUAUCUGGCUCUGAUGAAAUGAAUAUAAGAAUGUGGAAAGCCAGAGCAUCUGAAAAGCUUGGUGUGCUUAAACCACGUGAGAGAACUGCUUUGAAUUAUUCAGAAUCAUUGAAGGAAAAGUUCGCUAAUCACCCGCAAGUCAAACGCAUAGCGCGACACAGACAUGUCCCCAAACACAUAUUGAAUGCUCAGAAUGAACUCAGAACAAUCAAGGAGAAGGUAAAGAGAAAGGAAGGCAACCGUCGUGCUCACAGCAAGCCAGGUUCUGUACCCUUUGUGCCUGAACGUCAAAAACAUAUUGUUAAAGAAGAUGAAUGAAAAUACACUCUUAAUAUUUAUAAUAA